Molecule: messenger RNA, 557 nt
Organism: Cryphonectria parasitica EP155
Lineage: Eukaryota; Fungi; Ascomycota; Sordariomycetes; Diaporthales; Cryphonectriaceae
Exons: 1
Source: RefSeq, a predicted model, not a curated record
CCUUCUCCUUUGACACGUCCAUCGACGACCUGGCCUACAUGUGGGUGGGCAACGAGCAGAUCGAGUACUCGGGCUACACGGGCAACAAUGCAAAUGUGGUGUCCAACACUGGGAAUACGGUGGCGGUCAACGCCAACCAGGGCCAGUAUAUCCCGUUGCGCUUUGCGUUUGCGCAGGCGACGGGGCCGUACGCGUUUGGGGUCACUAUCCAGGCGCCCGAUGGGUCGACCAUCUUGGAUGGGAGCGGGAAUACGGCGAAUUUGAUCCAGUUCUCUUGUGAUGGGGUCGCGCCCAACUGGCUGCCUUGGGGUAGUGAGACGUCGAGUUAAAGAAGAAGGAGGACGAGGAGGACGAAGAGGGUGUUCAUGCAUGUGAGCUUGCAUGCUUUGUGACUUUGCUUGUGUGUGCAGGACUCUGUUAGGAGUCAACAGAGAGAGGGGGGAGGAGUACUUGCCAAGGCUAUGAAAUGUAGCCACUUCACAUUCUUUCAUGACUGUUUUGAAUUUGCGACUAUCAUAUCGAAAACAAGGCUGUAGAGAAAUACUAUUUAGCCGUCA